AUGGCUACCUUCUCCGCAGCAACCUUCUCCUCAGCCCGGUACGCUUCAUUCCGGCCGACCUAUCCGACCAGUCUCUACACCAACUUCCUCCUGCCGUACCACACGGGCGCGCGCACCACGCUCCUCGACCUCGGCUGCGGCCCCGGCACCGUAACACGGCCCUUAUCCGCCUACUUCACACGUACGAUCGGCACGGACCCAUCCGAGGUCAUGCUAUCCACCGCACGAAAGCUCACGCCGUCCACCGAGUACGUGGGCGUGGAAUACCGCGCGUCAGCCGCCGAGGAUCUGCCAUUUCUCGCCGACGGCGAAGUCGACAUGGUAGUAGCGGCGCAGGCAGCGCACUGGUUCAAUCAGCCGCGGUGGUGGGCGGAGAUGCGACGGGUCGUGAGGAAGGGCGGUACCCUCGCCGCUUGGGGAUACAGGGACUUCCUCUUCACGAGGUUUCCGCGCGCCAGUCAGGUCCUCAGGACGUACUCGUACGGAGAGAACACCCUGGGACCGCACUGGGGUCAGCCUGGACGGAGUAUUGUUGAGAAUCGACUCAGGGCGGUUAGGCCGCCUGCGGCUGAUUGGGAGGAUGUGCUGCGCUGGGAGCAUGAGCCGGAUUUUGAGGGGUUGAUGAAAAGGACGAUGAAGAUGGGGGAUGUGGAGCACUAUAUCAGGACGUGGAGUGCGUGCCAUGCGUGGAAGGAGACGCAUCCUGAGGCCACGAGUAUUGCCGACGGCGGCGAGGGAGAUAUCGUCGAUGAGAUGAUGAGGAAGAUGCGUGAGGUCGAGGGAUGGGGCGAUGAUUGGAGAGAGAUGCGGGCGGAUAUUGCGUGGGGCCACGCUGUCAUCCUGGCUAGAAGGAAGUAG
Tricharina praecox is the source of this 858-nucleotide messenger RNA. RefSeq names its product putative S-adenosylmethionine-dependent methyltransferase. Lineage: Eukaryota; Fungi; Ascomycota; Pezizomycetes; Pezizales; Pyronemataceae. The coding region runs from base 1 to 858 and encodes 285 amino acids. The record is from RefSeq and is a predicted model, not a curated record. Gene Ontology annotation, molecular function: S-adenosylmethionine-dependent methyltransferase activity. The transcript has 2 exons.